AUGAACGAUCCACUGCAGCAUCCAAAACGCAUUCUGAUUAUUGGUGGUGGAGUCGCAGGUUUGACCUUGGCUCUUGGCAUCAGACAACUCUCUCAGCUGCAUGGCUUGAAUCUGCUGCCUGUUAUAUACGAGGCUACGACCACUUACACUGACAGGGGUCAGCAUUUGAUGAUAUGGAAGUGGGCUGUUGAGGGGUUGCUGGAUCUGGGACUGGGUAAGCGUCUUGGUUCCAUUGGCUGGCCUGUAGUCAAGUUCACUUCCUUGGAUGCUUCGUCUAGAGAAGAGCUAGUGCGAUGGCCAUCUUUCCCACCUGCAACUGCAACUAGCUCGACCAUCCCUUCUCUGUUUAGAGGCUCUGGUUCGGCUUCUGUUGCUUCCAGCGCUCUGCUAGAUCCUGCUGGAAAACAUCCUGCUAAACCCUCAGCCAAGGACUUGGACCCAGAGGCUGGUGUCCGAGUCACCACUGGUGAUGCUUCCAUGGACGAACAUGCUUAUUUACCCCCACUCUUGGGUCUGCGUAAACCUGACCUGUUGCGGCUACUCAUGACUGCUCUGGCUGGUCAUGAGGAUCUUGUUUCUAGUCUUGAUUUGGCUGUUAAAGGCGCCAAUAAUAACGACUAUGCCUACUAUUUGCAAGCCCAACAGGCCAGGAUUCGUCGUGGCUCUGUUCCCAUCUCUCCCUCAAAUACUGCUGCUCCUGAAUCUGAAAUCCCUACUGGUUUGCUGGGUGAUUUGGCCCAUGCCAACUGGUUUCUUGAUGAGGGAUUUGACACGAGCGUUCCUAAUCUUCAUAUGGGCCAUGAAUUGGAAUCUUAUGCCAUCUCUUCAGAUACUGGAAAAGUCACUGUGCGCUUUACCAACGGCGUAACAGAUUCUGGCUUCAUGCUGAUUGGUGCCGAUGGUCUUUAUUCUAAAGUCAGAGAAAUGCUACUCGCUGGUCGUGUUCAUGCACAGCAUUCUGGAACAGCUCUUAUAACUGGCAUCUGUCGUACUUACAUGCCUCCUGCUGAUGUUCCCACCGAAUUCGAAGAUGGUACUGCUAUUCCAACCCUCAGUCGUGAUGCAUUGCUCAAGUUUUGUCCUGAUGGCUCAUCUCAAUCUUAUAUUGAUCGUGGACUCUCAUUCGGUGUCACUAAUAUCGGAAAUGGAUUUUUGGGUUGGAACAUGAUUGUAUCGCAGCAGCAUCAAGGCCAAGUAAUUGGUGAUUAUGUACGGGCCAAGCGUCGUCGUGAUGUCGGUAGUACUAUCGCUACAAUGUCUACAGGAAUGGGUGCAAUCACCGGAUUGACCGUUGAUGGCAUGCAUCUAACUUCAAACGUGUCUUCUUCAAGCGUAGAUGAGUGGAUGGUGCCUUCUGGAAGAAAUUCGAGUAUGGAACUACCCGAACAUGCAAAUCAAAGCAAUUCCAGUGUUGCAACCAAGUCCGAGUAUUCUACCACCGAAAAAGUGAAAGUAGACGACAAGACUGAAACGGUCGAUGCGACUGAUGCGACUACUUUUUCUACAAUAGUCAAUGCUCAGUCUGAAGAGAAACGAGAUGUAUCUCAUCCUGUUAUUAUGGUCCAUACUGCCGCUGCUUUACGGCGGGACCAAGAUAAUCAUGCUUCAAAGAUUUCAAAUUCCUCCGAGGCUCCAUCUACCACCCAAAGUCGCAUUGUUAAUCUACCCGACUUUGAAGACACUGCCUUUGUGUCUGGUGAAGAGUCGCGCGGUCUUGCAUUGCAUCUGCUCAUGAAAAGAUCAACCUUGCCAUCAGAGGCAUCUGUGCUAGUUGCUAGGACUGAUACUGGGUUUAUUGCUGCAUUCGAUAAUAUGGAUAUGGGUGAAGCAACUCCCUACUCUUACUCCUCACCCAACUUUCAUCCAGGCCGAGUGCUGUUGAUUGGAGAUGCUGCGCAUGGUGUCGCAACUGCAGCACAUGGAAGUGUAGGCGCAUCUUUGGCCAUUGCAGAUGCCGUUGUAUUGUGCAAACUGAUAGGCCAUUACAUGAAGCAGGAUGAAUCGUUAAUUUCUCAAUCGAGCGCUGCACCCACACCUGCACCUGCAUCGUCAGUGAUGAACCCAACUGUGACCUCGGCAGCCGUAUCAGCUGUAUCAUCUUUUUCCACAACAAUCUACAAUGGAUCUCAAGUUGUAGAAAGUGUGAUUGGGCCCAUGAUAUACGAUGCAUCAGCGGAGCCAGAACCCGUAAGAGAUGGUAGCGAGCUCGAUUCAGAUAGUUUACGACUUAAAGUGAUUAGCAGCAAAUUUAUGGCAUUAAGAAUGCCAGUAGGAAACGCAUGCUGCUACGAUGCAAGAGCAGAGCUAACUUGGAAGAUGCAUGAGGAGGGGCUAUGGAAAAAUCUGGUCAAAAUGAGUAUUGGAUAUACAUGGGCUCGAUCUACUUAUCAGCAGAUGCUGACACGGGGAGCACCAGUAAUGCAUGCUGGUGGGGACGAUGAGGACGGAAUUGUAUGGCCAAAACUCUCAAAACUGUAA
Molecule: messenger RNA, 2478 nt
Organism: Batrachochytrium dendrobatidis JAM81
Lineage: Eukaryota; Fungi; Chytridiomycota; Chytridiomycetes; Rhizophydiales
Exons: 1
Coding region: 1-2478 (825 amino acids)
Biological process (GO): ubiquinone biosynthetic process
Cellular component (GO): mitochondrion
Molecular function (GO): FAD binding; oxidoreductase activity
Source: RefSeq, a predicted model, not a curated record